Messenger RNA from Rhipicephalus microplus (southern cattle tick), 1965 nucleotides. RefSeq names its product cholinesterase-like. Gene Ontology annotation, cellular component: plasma membrane. Gene Ontology annotation, biological process: choline metabolic process; acetylcholine catabolic process. Gene Ontology annotation, molecular function: ligand-gated monoatomic ion channel activity; acetylcholinesterase activity. Lineage: Eukaryota; Metazoa; Arthropoda; Arachnida; Ixodida; Ixodidae. The record is from RefSeq and is a predicted model, not a curated record.
AUGGCUGCGAGCUCGCUAUGUGGCGCUAUUCAAAGCGAUUGUCCAUCGUCACGAGUUCAUUGCGGCUGCAGCAAACUGCUCAAGCUGUUGCCAGUUGUGACGCUGGUGGUGACGCUGGUGACUUUCGUGGCGUUCGUGGUGGCGUACAAGAACCGUCAAGAGAGACCCGCCUGCGUUGUCCAGACGCACGAAUCGCAGGUCGAAGGCAGGGCUGUCAUGGUCGAAGGUGUCCAAGUCGUGGAGUUCCUGGCCAUCCCGUUUGCUGAGAGCACGGCGGGCUCGAAUCGAUUCCGCAGACCACUGGCACGUGCGCUGCCUCGCAAGCUGAACGCUCGCAGGUUGGGCCCUUCCUGCUUCCAGAGGAGUAAUAAUGCCUCGUCGACCACGGCAACAUCCGGAGGGACGGCGACGACAGCUAUUGGCUCGCGUCCGUCAGCGUCCGAUGGCCCGCGCCAAGUACUGUCCUCUGCGGCCGCAGCUGUUUCGGAAACAUUGCAAGAGGAUCUCCGCUGUUUUAGUGGAGUCACUCCUCCAGCACACAAUGUGCUGGAAGGCCAUGAACAGCCGUCGGAGGACUGCCUGCAUCUCAACAUCUGGGUGCCACACGUGGACUCUGGUAACGCAAGCACGUCAUCCGAUUCGGCCGAGGCGAAAGAGCAUCGCCCCAAGAAGCCCGUGGUCGUCUUCUUCCAUGGUGGAGGCUUCCAAGAGGGAUCCAACAGUGAUCCCAGAUAUGACGGCAGGUAUCUAUCAGCGCUUGGUGGUUUGGUAGUGGUGGUUCCAAAUUACCGGGUCGGACCACUCGGUUUCAUCAGUUCCGGCGACGAAGACGAACCUGGCAACCUAGCCCUGCUGGACCAGAUGAUGGCUCUGGACUGGGUGCGCUCGCACAUCGACGACUUCGACGGCGACCCCGGCUGCAUUGUGGUCGCAGGAGCCGGAUCGGGGGCUUCUUCGCUGGCGCUGCACCUCCUGAGCCCCGAGGCGCAGGGCACAAUGACGGACCUGCGGCGUUUCAUGCUGCACAGUCCAUCGGCCUUCGGCCCUUUCGCCGACCAGAGCGUGCCCAGACGAGGAAACGCAACGUUGACAUUACUGUGUGAUGCGCAGUCUCAGCAGAGCCUGGUUCCCUUGGCUCGCAGCGUGGGAUGCAGCGGCACCGGCACGCCCGAGCUCCUUCGAUGCCUGCGUACAGUAUCGGCCGACACGCUUGCGUUGAUCGAGCCUGCACAGGGCGGGCCAUUCGAGCCCACCUUCGAGAGCCAGUACCUUCCGGACACGCCGUCGGGCUUGCUCCUCAAGAUACCCCCUUUCCGAAAGCAGGUGCUGUUGGGCAACGUUGCAGACGAGGGGCUCCAGGAGUUCAGUGCUUUCAAUGAAACCCUGCCCUUCGGGAUCUCUCCGGAUGUGGUGCUUCACAAAUUCUUACCGCGGGAGCUUGCCAAGCAUGGUGUGCACGACGCGGAAUCGUUGCUGCGUGUUUACCUCAACGACACGACAGGGGUAUCGUGGGACGAGACGCAGAGCUUAGUUUCUCACCUGCUCGGCGACCUCCUUUACGUGUGUCCCACCACAGUCCUGGCACAGUACCUGAGCUGGGGAUUCGAGAACCAGGUGUACACGUUCCGUAUGAACCAGCGGUUGUCAUACAGUGCCACCAAAACUAUGACUCGGUACGAAGACGUCGACCUUUUGUUCGGCCUUCCACUGCGUCAACCGAGAGCCUCGGAGGCUGAGAAAAGCUUCAGCCGGGAGAUUAUUCGAGCUUGGAGCAACUUCGCAAAGUUCGGAAGCCUGCCCGUGGUGAAUGAUAGCUCGACCGGGACCACCAUUGAGUGGCCCGUUCACUCGGACAGCGAGCAUGUCACGGUCGACAUCAGCGCCUCCGGAUUCAACCUCGUUCCCGACGAGCACCGAGGUCACUGUCUCCAGAUGCGGGCUCUCGCGGCCGCCGACGUCGUGUAA